AUGCUGGGCGGCAGAAAGAAGAAAAGUACUUUGAUCAAAUGCUGCCCCAUGCUUGAUGAGGAGUCGAACGAUGUCCUUGUGCCUUUGUUGAAUAGCCGUUGCCAUCGGAGUAGAGGCUCGAUCAUUAUCGGAGUAGUUGAGAUUUGCUCCACUCUCAAUCAGAAACUUGGCUAUGCCAACUUCAUGAACCCUGAUUGCCUGAUUGAGUGGUGUCCCAGAAGAUCCAACGAAGUUGACAUUCACGUUCUGCUUGAUGAGAAAUUGGACGACUCUCAAGUUGCCCUCACCGAUGGCCUUCUCAAGGACCCUCUGGCCAUCGGCUUCGUGAUGGAUAUUGGCACCUCUCUUGAUAAGGAACAUGGAGAAGUCCAGGCAGUAUCUUCGAGUGGCUACCCCAAGUGCAGUCGGGCAUGCUCCCUCACGAUUGAUCUGUGCGCCAUUCUCCAGCAGAAAUGCGCACACAUCCUCGAUAUUGGAAUUACGGAACUCGUUCCACCAUUGGUGUCUUUCGAUUGCUGCUGUAAGAGCCGUUCUUUUAUCCCAAUGGAGAUGGUUGACGUCGACUCCCUGAUCAAGCAUGUUCCGCAUCAUUUCGGUGUCCCCAUUUUCUGCCGCCGCGCGGAGUGCGUCAGGAAAAGACGGUGCCCCCAGAUCAAGAACUUGUCGAGUGACAUCGGAGGCCCCCAGUCUCAAGGCGUCAGCUAG
Molecule: messenger RNA, 705 nt
Organism: Lasiodiplodia theobromae
Lineage: Eukaryota; Fungi; Ascomycota; Dothideomycetes; Botryosphaeriales; Botryosphaeriaceae
Exons: 1
Coding region: 1-705 (234 amino acids)
Source: RefSeq, a predicted model, not a curated record